AUGCCGAAAUCAAUGAAAGACAACAGAGCAGUUCGAAUGCUCCGAGAAGCAGAGGAAGGAGGCUAUGGAAUCAUCGGUGUCGUUUCCUACAACCUCGAAACCAUAACAGCCGUCGUCCGCGCCGCCGAAAAAAAGCGCUCGCCAGCCCAAAUCCUCCUCUUCCCCUGGGCCCUCCACUACUCGCCCCUCCUAAUCCAUCUCGCCAUCGCCGCCGUGCGUACCGCCACCGUGCCUAUCGUCCUGCACAUGGACCACGCGCAGUCCGAAGACGAGAUCAUCGCGGCGUCGGACUACGAUUUCGAUUCCAUCAUGGUCGACAUGUCGCACUACGAAAAGGAAGAGAAUUUAGAAAAGACGGAGCGGAUCACGAAGAUGUUGCAUGGGAAGGGUAUUGCGACGGAGGCGGAACCCGGACGGAUUAAUGGCGGGGAGGAUGGGGUUAAAGAUACGGGGGAUCUUGAGGGAUUGCUUACGACCGGGGAGGAGGCGGCGAGGUUUGUGAGUACCGGGAUUGACUUUUUGGCGCCGGCUUUUGGGAAUGUGCAUGGGAAUUAUGGGGGCAUUGAGAAUAUUAGGUUGGAGUAUGAUAGACUUACAUCCAUCCGCGAAGCCUGCAAAGGAAAAGCCCAGAUGGUUCUCCACGGCACCAACACCUUCCCCGACGAAACGACCCAGAAAUGUAUCAAAGGCGGUAUGACCAGGAUUAAUGUCAAUGAUCUCGUCUUAUCUAAAUACAACGAAUACGUGAAGGAGAAUACGGGGAAAGUGCCGCUUACUGAGUUAAUGGGGAAGGGCACGGAUUUGAUUCAGGAGUUGUGUGAGUACCAGAUGGAUGUUAUGGGGAGUAGUGGGAAGGGUGAGGUUAGGUAUUAG
Molecule: messenger RNA, 873 nt
Organism: Glarea lozoyensis ATCC 20868
Lineage: Eukaryota; Fungi; Ascomycota; Leotiomycetes; Helotiales; Helotiaceae
Product: Aldolase
Exons: 3
Coding region: 1-873 (290 amino acids)
Biological process (GO): carbohydrate metabolic process
Molecular function (GO): zinc ion binding; aldehyde-lyase activity
Source: RefSeq, a predicted model, not a curated record